AUGGCCAAAAGCACAGCAGCAGAAAUCCAAGCCGCAGUGCAAAAAGAGCUUGCGGAUACGCCCUACGCAGCCACCUCACUGCGGGCACUGUCCGGCGGCAACGCCAACUUUAUCUACCAUGCUAAGCUUCAAGCGCCCCUGCCCGACGGACGUUGCGAUGUCGUGGUAAAGCACGGUGAAGGCUAUGUCGCCACGAGUCCUGAAUUUGCCAUUACCGUUGCCCGCUGUAAGGUGGAAGAGGCCGUUCUACGGUACAUGGCGCGUUUCCCAGCAUUCCCCAGGAUACUCACGUUCCACACCCGGACGCCGACGCUGCUGUACUUCAACCCGGCGACGAGCACCAACGUGCAGGAGUACCUGCCCGAGGCGCUGAGCCUGAAGCACUACGCGCUGCAGCACUUCAAGACGGCGACUGCGGACUCGCUGGCGCGGCCGCACUGCUACUCGCUGGGCCUGUCGCUCGGCAUGUGGCUGCGCAUGUUCCAUAGAUGGGUGCGCGAAGGGGACAACAGCGCCCUGCGCGACCUGGUCGCCGCCAACACGGAGAUGCAGGCCAUCAAGAAACGCCUCAACUACGACAACCUGCCGCAGUCCAUGGCGCGACACCAGCCCGACGUGGGCGACUGCCGCGACAUGUUCCAGCAGGUCGCCGACAUGGCCGCCGCCGAGCUGCGCGACAGCGAGAGCCUCCAUGUGAUUCACGGAGACUUUUGGACCGGCAAUAUCCUGCUUCCCGACGCCCCCAUUGGCUUGGGCGGGACAACACAGGUCUUUGUCGUUGACUGGGAAAUGGCACAGCUCGGGGUGCAGGCGGAAGAUUUCGGCCAGCUGGUGGCGGAGCUGUGGCAGCUCAAGCUUUAUGCGGGCAUCGAUGCCGGUAUCUGGAUCAUUGAGGGAUUUGCCGAAGGGUAUGGCAGGGUCGACCUUGCCUUUAUCUUGCGUGCUGUCGUCCACGUUGCGGCGCACUUGAUCGCUUUUGGCUCGAACACGCCCGGAUGGGGCACGCCGGAGCAGAACAAAGAGGUGGCCUUGGUCGGCAAAGAGACCCUGAAGAAGGCGUUGAGUAACGAUAUGCAGGCCUUUCGGGGGCACCCUCUCCAAACCCUUUUCAGGUACCUGGGCAUCAACGAUAUAAAGUUGGUUAAAGGGCAAAAUGGUGUUGUUGAAUAA
Messenger RNA from Cordyceps militaris CM01, 1170 nucleotides. RefSeq names its product Protein kinase-like domain. Bases 1 to 1170 code for a protein of 389 amino acids. NCBI's taxonomy places the organism in Eukaryota, Fungi, Ascomycota, Sordariomycetes, Hypocreales, Cordycipitaceae. The transcript is spliced from 3 exons. The record is from RefSeq and is a predicted model, not a curated record.